ACAUAAUUGUCUCAAACAGAGUCGGGUCGGGUCGUCAUCAAAAUCCUUUUAACAGCAAACCCUAAUUGCCGCCGUUAUCUUCCUUAGCUUCUCCCUAAACCCUUCUUUUCCAAACCUUCUCAAGCUUCGCUCUCAGAGAUGGCGAAGUGUGGUAAAAAGAGCAAGAGUAAGAGGGUGACCUUGAAGCAGAAGAACAAGGUCCUUAGAAAGGUGAAGGAGCACCACAAGAAGAAGGCAAAGGAGGCUAAUAAGCUCGGGUUUAACCGUAAGGCUAGAGCAGAGAAGGACCCAGGCAUCCCCAAUGACUGGCCUUACAAGGAGCAAGAGCUUAAGGCCUUAGAAGCUCGACGCGCCAGUGCCCUCGAGGAGAUUGAACAGAAGAAAGAGGCCCACAAAGAAAAGGCUAAAAAGAGGAAGCUUGAGGAUGAGGAUACCAAGAGUGGAGAUGACUCAAGUAGACUUGUCAAUGUUCGAGAUAACUCGGAGAGGGCUUUCUACAAGGAGCUUGUGAAAGUCAUUGAACUGUCCGACGUCAUUCUCGAGGUUCUUGAUGCUCGUGAUCCCCUCGGCACGCGUUGUACCGACAUGGAGAGGAUGGUGAUGCAAGCUGGUCCCAAUAAGCACCUAGUGUUGCUUCUCAACAAGAUUGAUCUUGUUCCCAGAGAGGCUGCUGAGAAAUGGCUUAAGUACCUUAGGGAAGAGUUUCCAGCUGUUGCCUUCAAAUGUAGUACACAGGAACAGAGAUCAAACUUGGGUUGGAAGUCUUCAAAGGCGUCGAAACCAAGUAAUAUUUUGCAGACAAGUUCAAAGGCGUCGAAACCAAGUAAUAUUUUGCAGACAAGUUCAAAGGCGUCGAAACCAAGUAAUCUUUUGCAGACAAGUGAUUGUCUUGGAGCAGACACUCUUAUCAAGUUGCUGAAGAACUACUCGAGAAGUCAUGAGUUGAAAAAAUCUAUCACAGUUGGUAUUAUCGGACUACCCAAUGUCGGGAAGAGUAGUCUUAUCAACAGUUUGAAGAGAGCUCACGUUGUCAACGUCGGCGCCACUCCUGGACUGACUAGGUCUCUCCAAGAGGUUCACUUGGACAAAAACGUGAAGCUGCUGGAUUGUCCUGGAGUUGUGAUGCUCAAAUCUUCAGCGAAUGAUGCUUCUAUAGCUCUCCGCAACUGUAAAAGGAUCGAGAAGUUGGAAGAUCCAGUUAGUCCAGUGAAGGAGAUACUCAAGCUUUGUUCACCGCAAUUGCUGGUGACUCUGUACAAGAUCCAGAGCUUCGAGGCGGUUGAUGACUUUCUUUAUAAAGUGGCUACCGUUAGGGGUAAGCUUAAGAAGGGUGGUCUUGUGGAUAUUGAAGCUGCUGCGAGGAUUGUGUUGCAUGACUGGAAUGAAGGUAAGAUUCCUUUCUAUACAAUGCCGCCAAAGAGAGACCAAGGUGAACACGCAGAGUCAAAGAUUGUGACGGAGUUGGCUAAGGAGUUCAACAUCGAUGAGGUUUACAGUGGUGAGUCUUCUUUCAUUGGGAGUUUGAAGACUGUUAGCGACUUCAACCCUGUUGAGAUUCCUUCCAAUGGUUCUCUCAACUUCGAUGAAACUAUGAUUGAGGAUGGGUCUAAGACUCAGACCAAAGAAGAAGAGGCUGGUCUUGACAAUGAUGGUGAUGAGUCUAUGGGAGGGGAGGAGGAGGAGGAGGAGGAGGAAGAAACAGGAAAGUUGAAGUCAGAGGCGAGCAGGCAGAACAGGAAGCUAUACGCAGCUGAGAGCAUGCUUAAUACAAAGAGGCAGAAAGCAGAGAAGAGGCAGAGGAAGAAGGCGAAGAAAGCAGCAGGUGGUGAGGAUCUUAUGGACGGAGAUUAUGAUUUCAAAGAAGAUUAUGGGAAGAAGAACAAAGAUACAGCCAUGGAUGAAGGAGAUGGUUUCCAGAUUGAUGCUAAAAUACCAAUGGCUGCACUUCUUGAUUUGCCUGAAGAAUGAGUGAUCUUAAACAAACAAUCGUUUUGUUCUUUGUGUUUAUUUAUGUGCUACUAAUCAUACAUGUGGUUUGCUUCAUCAAGCGAUUUUGAUUCUACUGUACC
Messenger RNA from Brassica napus (rape), 2069 nucleotides. RefSeq names its product guanine nucleotide-binding protein-like NSN1. The transcript is spliced from 9 exons. NCBI's taxonomy places the organism in Eukaryota, Viridiplantae, Streptophyta, Magnoliopsida, Brassicales, Brassicaceae. Gene Ontology annotation, molecular function: GTP binding. The coding region runs from base 139 to 1968 and encodes 609 amino acids. The record is from RefSeq and is a predicted model, not a curated record. Gene Ontology annotation, cellular component: nucleolus.